CAUCCUGAGUUGCUCACUCGUCGUCAGCCUGUUGCUUUAGUCGCUGCAAACAGCGGCAUUUCGCCAGAAUCAGUUUCGAACGCAACGGAAAAAAAGUAACGUAAAUACUCAACGUGCCGUGUAAUCCUGUAAGUGUAUGAACAGUUUGGUGGUAAAUUCGGCAGGCAGAAGUAUUCUUUAAUCCUCAAAAACUGAGCGUUUCAAAUUUAAUUUGAUUGGGAACGUGUCCCGUUAGCUUCAAUUAGCCGCGCGCGUGUGUGAAUUUCUAGCCACGUUCAACGCAUAUCAGUGAGCUGUGCGAUUUAUUAAAUUUCAAAAAAAAAAAAAUAAUAACAUAUAAGUUAUUGGUUAGCAUCGCUGUGAAAUUUGUAAUUGCAACACGCCAUUUCGCUUGUCUACAACAAAUUACUUGAAUUAAUAUUCUAACUGUGCUUAACGAAAUAACGUUUGUGUUGACAAGUGGAAUUCACUUAGUAACUACUGCUUGCUUACAAUCGCUACAUUUCUUGAAAAAAUAGUUUACUUUUUGGAUUAACAGCAGCAGCAACGAAACACGAACUAUGAAAGCUACUACAAGACUUUGUCCCAUCAUAGUUCUGAUUUGCGCAGCGCGACUCGUGUGCACGGCUCAACAACGGAACCACCACAGCAAUAUUCUCGGCUACCCUCUCGACUACGCGGACGUCAAGUCAAUACAGAAAGAUUUCUCGCUGGAGAAGCGUAACAAACCCUCACUGUCAAUCGUGAAUCCGUUGGAUGUGCUGCGGCAACGUUUGUUACUAGAGAUUGCUCGAAGGCAAAUGAAGGAGAACACAAGACAGGUGGAAUUGAAUCGUGCCAUAUUGAAGAACGUCGGUAAACGUAUGCUGAACAAUGAUGGUGACUCCAGCUACAAACUCCCAUUGCAAAUACAACAACAAUUUGAAUAUUCCCUCAAGCACAUUCCUUAUCCUCAGCAAAUAUACACGUAUCGCGCACCCCAAUAUGAACAGCAAUCGCAACUCCAACUGCAACCUUUGUGGCAGCCACAUUACACUAAUCAAUUGGGGUAUACACCAGAUGUGUCCAUAUAUGACUACCUACAACAACCCGCUCACAUAUACAAUACCGUUCUGGGCCAAACUGAAAGCAAAGGCGACAUGGAUGGACAGACGACUUCAUGGUACAUCGAUGCACUUGAAAAUGGUGCCGAAGUAGGUGACACAAAUAUUUACAACACCAAGGGAAAUGAAUUGACUUCGGAUCGACGAAUUCAAGACAAGGGCACAGGUGGCGAUAGCAGCAGUACCAAUGCCAAUUCAUUUACUAACGGAGAGACGCUGGCCAAAAAUGUGUCCGACAAAGUGCAUUUGGCUACACUUGAAGACAAUGUGCUAGCAAAUGGCGCUGAUAAGGAGCGAAAUGAUGACAACGCAGAUUACCACAUGCGAUACUUUUAUGGAGUGCCCAAGAAGCACCACAAUAUGAAAAAGUAAGCUGUAGUCACGCUUCCAAGUACAACUAAACACUCAUGAACAUCGCAAACAUGAUUUGAAGCUAUUUAGUCCAAACACAUUUCUUUUAACACCAAUUAACCAAAUAAACUCUUACAUGUUUGAAAAGGUAGAGCUUUUCAUUCAGUUAGCUUUGCUCUGCUUAUUUGUACUUAGGAGAUAUUCAAUAGUUUAGAUGCUUAAGUUAAUAGCAUAUAUGAUAUACUUGUAUUUAUAUUCAAAUAAAUAUUUGAGUAAAACUGUUGUAAUUUCUAUGUGACUUAAUGUUGUUGUCACAUUGUAAUUGAACUAAAUAUGAUAAAAUCGUGUUUAGUGUUAAAUAUAAUGUUUUUAGAAAUGCAUUUAAUGUAAAUGUUAUAUGUAAUAUGUACUUAAUGGCUCGCGUAUAUUACUUUCGAGGGAUAAACUACCCAUUCGCAUGUUGGUAAAUAAAAAUUUAAGCGCAACACGGUCAUUUUAUUUAUUAUAAAAUAAUGUAAUAAAAAUAUGUUGCUGUUUUGAGGAAAAGUUAGUGGCACUCGCAUGGAAAGAAGUCAAUGAUAUGGUCUGAAUAAAGGUCACUCAGUGCAAUUAUUCACAGUUAAGGAAGUUAGAAUGUAUAGCACAACCUUUGUCAUCCACAAGAAAUUAUAUACUUGUAUUAUUAUAUAUUCCUUUAUUUUAAACAAAUAUACUGAAUAAAUACAAAUACAGUACAAAUAUUAUUCAUUUAUUGGGCUGUGUAAAGUUAAGUUUCUAAGUAUGCUGAAGAUUCUUAAAUUAUACACGGUUUCGAGUUCCUGGAUGAGGCACUUUACGUCAAAAUAAAUAACGUUUAUUCAGUAGUUUAUUUAAAUGACCAAAGAAGGUGUGUACAUGCGCGUUUAAGCAUAAAAUGCGAAAUUAUGUCAUAAGAAAGCUCAAAGAAUGUCAGGAAUCAUAAUCGCAACACAAAAUAUAAUUACAAUGGGUGAGCAUUCAUUACAUCAACAUUUCAAAUUGCAAAUUGUUUUAACGUUCAAAAAUAAAAUACAUCAUCAUGAAAGCACAGAUGAGCAAAGGUCGGGUUUAACUAUGUAUGUAUAUCAGAAUCUCAAAAUUGUAAUCAUCUCUAAGAGCUUUCACAGUACCAUUAUACUAUAUUUAAAACACACAUUAAUGUUGUUGUGUACUAUUCCCUUAAUCAAGUUUUUUAUGUUAUCGUUAAAAAAAUAUUAUGACAGAUCUAAGACACAAUUGUUUUCUUUGGCCUUUCAAAAUUUACAAAUCGACAACUUCCGCGGGCGGAAACGUUUUUGAAUAACAUAUUUAAUGCUUAUGAACAUGCUAUCUUAUCCUUGGCAAAACCUGCUUUAAAGAAAACUAAAUACGUUUGUUAUAAAGUAAUUAAAUAAAUCCUAUACAAAAUACACAAAAAAGGAAAUACACAUUGAAUUUAGAUCAAGGCAGCUCGUAACUUUAAGCUAUAGUUUACAAACAUAUUUUACAAAGUAAGAUUGUAUGCUUUAUUUUAUCGAAUAUUAGUAAGCAAAUUUAAUUUAAUAAAAAAAUUCAUACAAAAUACGGGAAAAAUAUGCUGUGCUAUAUGUGACUCCAUUACAUCUAAAAUUUCUGAGUUCAAAUACCAUGGCGUUAUAUGCUUGAUUUGAAUGACUUACCGAGUAUUUUAAUGAAUUUCAGAAAAGUAUUUACUAUACAUUUUAAAUAUCCAUACAAAUGUAUAUAAGUAACUAAUGAGAAUUGUAUGAAUGUAAAACGAAGUAUUAUUAACUGUUAGAAAUCUAUGCUACCUGCAGAGUUAUAUGCAUACAUACAUGUAUAUACAAACUGAAGAAUAACAACAAUUAUUUUAUUGCUAAUAGUAUCACAAAAAUUGAUAAUUUUAUGUUAAAUAUAAAUGUAUUUACCUUAAUGUUGAUAUAUAAAUUUUAGAAAAAUUAGUUAUCAAAAACUUAAAGUGUAAGGUCAAUGCAAUUGGCGUGACUUCGGAUCCAGCUCUUGUAAAUAUUCCAGUUCUCCACGAAUACAUAUAAAGUGAAUUGUAAUUAUUUAUUAUAUAUACACGUAUAAAUACAUACUUACUUACUUACUUACUUACUUACAUAUACAGAUAUACAUGCAUUGAAAAGUAUUGAAAAAAUAAAAUGUAAUAUGUAUUUUAAAUUAAAAUAAAAUGACUCAUGAAGUGAACAGUAAGUUCAAACCAA
Bactrocera oleae (olive fruit fly) is the source of this 3679-nucleotide messenger RNA. RefSeq names its product diuretic hormone 44 (gene Dh44). NCBI's taxonomy places the organism in Eukaryota, Metazoa, Arthropoda, Insecta, Diptera, Tephritidae. The record is from RefSeq and is a predicted model, not a curated record. Gene Ontology annotation, molecular function: hormone activity. Gene Ontology annotation, cellular component: extracellular region.